CGGAGAUCUGGGAUCUGACCUUACAAACACAAGAGAGAUGCAACUUAAACCCGUGCUACAGAAAACCGGUACUGUGGUCCGGAUUGUGAUCACCCACCUUUUUGCCAUGCUGGUUCUGGCAGUGAUGGUGUGGGCUUAUGUCAAGGGCUUCAAGCUGGCCAGUUCUUUGUUCAACAUUGUCUCUUUUGGAUUCUAUGGUCUCUUCCUGGCCUUCCAUGUCCUCCUCCAGAGUGUUUUUGCCUUUGUGGAGCACCGACGUAUGAAUGCACGGCAUGAACCCUGUAGUCACAGGAAAUCAAUUGGACUCACUAUCUCCGCCUACCAGGAAGACCCUGUCUAUCUGAAAGAGUGUCUUAAUUCCAUACGUAGUAUUAAGUAUCCACCUGAACUCCUGAAGAUCAUCAUGGUCGUGGAUGGCAACACAGAAGAUGACCGCUACAUGAUGGAGAUGUUCAGGGAGGUGUUUGCUGAUGAGAAUCCUGCCUGCUAUGUGUGGGACAACAAUUAUCACACUUGGGACCCCCACAAACAGACAAACGGUGAACCAGCAGGGGAUGCUGGCAUGGAAAUUAGAGGGGAAGAUCCUCAGAGAAAUGUGGUAGAAGAUUUGAUCAAUAGCAAAAGGUGUGUGUGCAUAAUGCAAAAGUGGGGCGGCAAGAGGGAAGUGAUGUACACGGCCUUCAAAGCAUUGGGGACAUCAGUGGAUUACGUCCAGGUGUGUGAUUCAGACACCAAAUUAGACCCAUUAGCUACAGUGGAACUGUGCAAGGUGUUGGAGAGCAAUGAAAAAUAUGGAGCAGUUGGGGGUGAUGUGAUGAUCCUCAAUUUGAAAGACUCCUACAUUAGUUUCAUGAGCAGUCUCAGAUACUGGAUGGCCUUUAAUGUUGAGAGAUCCUGCCAGUCUUUCUUCAACUGUGUGUCCUGCAUCAGCGGUCCCCUAGGUCUCUAUCGAAACGACCUCCUUCAGGAGUUUCUGGAGUCCUGGUACAACCAGAAGUUCCUGGGCACACACUGUACCUUUGGGGAUGAUCGACACCUCACAAAUCGUAUGCUGAGCCUGGGCUAUGCCACAAAGUACACGGCUCGAUCCAAGUGUUACACAGAGACUCCAGCCCAAUUUUUGCGAUGGCUGAACCAGCAGACCAGAUGGACCAAGUCUUACUUCCGUGAGUGGCUGUAUAAUGCAAUGUGGUGGCAUAAACACAGCCUAUGGAUGACCUAUGAAUCUAUUGUGUCUGGAGUCUUUCCAUUCUUUGUCACUGGGACUGUUAUUAAGCUGUUCUGGACUGGGACACUUUGGAACAUCCUUUGGGUCCUCUGCUGCAUUCAGAUCAUUGGCCUAGUCAAAGCUGCCUAUGCCUGUUUCCUCCGGAGGAGUGUAGUUAUGAUCUUCAUGUCAUUGUAUUCUGUGCUGUACAUGACCAGCCUUCUCCCUGCUAAGUAUUUUGCCAUCUUCACUAUGAACAAGAGCACCUGGGGCACCUCUGGCAGACGUAAGAUAGUGGGCAAUUAUGUCCCACUUAUUCCUCUUUCAUUGUGGGCGGCCAUUUUGUUGAGCGGGCUCGGGUACAGCAUAUACCGCGAGACCACCCAGAACUGGAAAUCAGAGGAGAAGCAAAUGGAGAUCAAGUUCUUGAUAUAUGGAUCUGUUGCCUAUAUCUGUUACUGGAUCUUCAUGAUAUUCCUGUAUUGGGUCUGGUUCCGGAGAUUAUUUCGGAAACGGUCCCAGACUUACAAUGUAAGUGUUUAG
Paramormyrops kingsleyae is the source of this 1750-nucleotide messenger RNA. It is a transcript of the gene has1, whose product is annotated as hyaluronan synthase 1. The record is from RefSeq and is a predicted model, not a curated record. Lineage: Eukaryota; Metazoa; Chordata; Actinopteri; Osteoglossiformes; Mormyridae. Gene Ontology annotation, biological process: extracellular matrix assembly; polysaccharide biosynthetic process; hyaluronan biosynthetic process. Gene Ontology annotation, molecular function: hyaluronan synthase activity. Gene Ontology annotation, cellular component: plasma membrane.